CAAUAACACGUUUCUAUUUACAACAUGAAGGAAAAAAAGGAUAGUUCGAUAGAAGUUCUCGUUCCCGUUGUACUUGUGUCCACGUGCGUUCUGGCCAUUAUCUUCAACUCGCUAGUGCUUCUCGUGUUGAGAUGCUCCCCACGGAUGCGGCAGGCCAGUUCAAACAAUCUCGUCUUCAGUUUAGCCCUUGCUGACCUUUUUCAUGUUGUCACCUAUACACCGACGAAGAUCAUUCAGUUUCGUUACCGCAAUGGCUGGGUUUGGGGAAACUGGGCCUGCCGUGCGACGAUUUAUUUCAAGGACAUGUCUCUUAGCAUUACACAGUACACGCUUGUGCUUAUGGCGCUAAACAGGUAUCUGGCGGUCACGUUACCUUCGCAUAGUUUGACUCGAGCGUUGCACCGACACUCGAACGCAGCGGCUCUCGCCAUUUGGUUUCUGAUGCCGAUCGCGAACUCGCCUAGCUUUUUCCUCUAUGGAGUUGGAGAAUAUGUACCGAACAAAGGCUUCCCGGAUGUCGUUCUCACAGUCUGCACGUUCAACUAUCUUGAUACUUUCUUCACGUAUCAGCUUGUACUUUUUGUGCUUUUCUAUGCUGUGCCCGUGGCGCUCAUAUCGGGAUUCUACGUACUCUUAGCAAUGGCCCUCCGCGACCAGCUAGCGAACGGCGGCCAGGAGACGCCACAAGUGACAAAAGCAGCUCGAAUUGUUGUUGGCUUCGUCGUUUCCUUCGUAGUCCUAUCAACUCCUCUUCAUGUAAUGGCGCUUUGUUUCUCGGCCGCUCUCCUCCCCAACCAACCCUGGGUCCCAGUGAUGUGGCUAGUCUUUCAGGCACUGGCACAACUAAAUUGUGUCGUCGACCCCCUACUAUUCACCUUUAUGAAUACUUCGUUCCGCAAAGAAAUCCGUCGUUUGUUGUGCCGACGUCGACGUGUACAAGAGUGUAGAUGUGAACGCUGUGACGACCUUCCCUUUACCGAAACGGUGGCUAUUACGUCGAUCACACGCGUUGACGUGUCCUAAGUUCUUGGUUUGGAAGCUCUCAACAUUGAUACCCAAACGUUGCCCACAACGCGAUGGCAUUGCUAACUGAAAAUUUAAGGAAAAAGUGACGUCGCUCAAUCUGGGAUAGAAUCAACUACAAAAAAUUCUGUCUGUAUCUGCAGUACUCGCUGCGUCAUGAACCCACUAUGUAUAUAGUGAUUCUUCAAAGUUCACUGGCCAUUGAAGCAAAUCUAACUGCCUAUGACGACUAUGGAUUUUCCAUGAUUUGUACCGAUACUGUUAAUGGGUACGGAGAAUUAAGGAUCUUAAAAGCAAAGAAUUAUCGUUAAGGAAAUUGAGUUCGAUUAUCACGAACCGCUCCAGCAGGUCAGAUGGAGAAGGCCAUCUUGGUUUGAAGACGACGCAAUCUGACGUAACUUUAAUAAAAACUU
Molecule: messenger RNA, 1436 nt
Organism: Varroa destructor (honeybee mite)
Lineage: Eukaryota; Metazoa; Arthropoda; Arachnida; Mesostigmata; Varroidae
Product: neuropeptide CCHamide-1 receptor-like
Biological process (GO): G protein-coupled receptor signaling pathway
Cellular component (GO): plasma membrane
Molecular function (GO): G protein-coupled receptor activity
Source: RefSeq, a predicted model, not a curated record